AUGGGCCAGGGCCAGACGAGCAGCGAUUGGCAUGUGGCUGGGCAUGCGACUGCGACAGUGCCGGGCGCUCCCAAGCACAAGGGCGACCAAGGGCGACCCAAGGGCAACUCACACGGCCUGGCUGCCUUGGGUUGCCGGCUGAGCGAGGGCGUGCAACUGGCGAUCCAGGGUGUGGUCUCGAUCGCGGCCUCCCUUGCACCGCCGCCCAAUGGGCCCCGAAUGCCCACCUGCCCUAUGUCCGCCGUGUCCCCGCGCCCACACACCCACUCACUCACGCUGUCUGCUACUCUUUUGCUAGCACCCUCUGCUAGUCUGCUAGUCGCCAUCGAGAUCAACCACAUCGCCGCUACCUCUGAUCGCAUCCACAACUGA
Molecule: messenger RNA, 372 nt
Organism: Bipolaris zeicola 26-R-13
Lineage: Eukaryota; Fungi; Ascomycota; Dothideomycetes; Pleosporales; Pleosporaceae
Exons: 1
Coding region: 1-372 (123 amino acids)
Source: RefSeq, a predicted model, not a curated record